GCUAUGACGGCGGAAUGCCCACCUUCCCGGCGCCGCCAUCUUGUUGUUGAUUCGAACCGUAGGGAGCGGGCGAGGGAAGUAUUGGAGCCGGCCUGGGGGGACCCGACAGCAGCAGCGCCCCCCGGCCGGGCUGGGGGAAGUUUACCUUGAGAUCUGUGCAAUCAGUAAUCUGGUGGGAAUUUCUGUCCAAGUUACCACGAUGGGCCUAUUUUUGUAAAGAGAAGGACUGAGGCGUUGGAAGACUGGUGGUGUGAUUAGCCACAGCAGUAAUCCCAUCACACUCUGUGUUUAGAUGAAGAAGCUGUUAUGAUCUUCUCUGCAUCAAGGAUUGUUGGCGCACAUUUGCUUACUCGGAUAUCUGAAUGGUGGUCUUUUUUUCCUUUGAGAAACUUCUCCUUCCACCCCAUGCAGCUCUCCCCAUGCCCCAAGUGUGUGACUGGUGUCCAACGCAAUGUGUGUUUGUCAAACCAUGGAGGUGGGGAAGCAUGGCAAGAACACGACCCACGCAGGAGGCAGAGGGGUCCUGCUGGAGCCUUUCAUUCAUCAGGUGGGCGGCCACAGCAGCAUGAUGCGCUAUGAUGACCAUACUGUGUGCAAGCCCUUGCUUACCAGAGAACAGCGCUUCUACGAGUCUUUACCUCCAGAAAUGAAGGAAUUCACACCUGAAUACAAAGGUGUGGUAUCUGUCUGUUUUGAGGGAGACAGCGACGGCUACAUUAACCUGGUAGCAUACCCCUACGUGGAGAGUGAGGCCCUGGAGUCAGAUGAUAUGCCAGAAAGGGACCAGCCACGUCGUAAACACUCCCGUAGGAGUCUCAACAGGUCAGGCAGUACCAGUGAGCACAAAGAGGAAAAAGCAGGACUGACCUGUGACAACUCAGAAAGCAGCACCCAAGAGAUGAAGAACCUCAAGGUGCAGUCAGAUGUUCCUUUUCAGAUGCUUGAUGGAAAUAGUAGCCUGAGUUCUGAAAACAUCACCUAUAACCCAUGGAGUCUGCGUUGCCACAAGCAACAGCUGAGCCGAAUGCGAUCAGAGUCCAAGGAACGAAAACUCUACAAAUUUCUUUUGCUGGAGAAUGUGGUACAUCACUUCAGAUUUCCCUGUGUGCUUGAUCUCAAAAUGGGGACCAGACAGCACGGAGAUGAUGCCUCUGAAGAGAAGGCUGCUCGACAGAUGAAGAAGUGUGCACAGAGCACCUCAGCUUCACUAGGUGUACGAGUUUGUGGAAUGCAGGUAUACCAGCAUGAUACAGGGCAUUAUUUGUGCAGGAAUAAAUACUAUGGCAGAGGUCUUUCCACUGAGGGUUUUCACAAUGCCCUCUAUCAGUAUCUGCACAAUGGAAUAGGGCUACGAAAGGACCUCUUUGAGCCCAUCCUUAGCAAGCUGUACAGCCUGAAAGCAGUACUGGAGAAGCAGGCCUCUUAUCGCUUUUACUCCAGCUCCUUGCUCAUCAUCUAUGAUGGGAAGGAAGACUGGUCUGAGAUAUACAUGGAGCACAGAGCAGAGAUGCGCCUGAAGCACAUGGACAUAUCUCUGCCAGAGAGCCUACAGGAUGGUGGCAGCACAGAAUCCAUCCCCCCUCAGCCCAAGGUGGAUGUGCGCAUGAUUGACUUUGCACACAGCACGUUCAAAGGUUUUCGGGAUGAUCCCACAGUGCACGAUGGCCCGGACAUGGGUUAUGUGUUUGGUUUAGAGAGCCUUAUCAACAUAAUUGAACAGAUGCGGGAUGAGAACAAAUAACCUUGGGCGGAACUCUUCAAUUUUGUUUCCCCACUGAUAGGAACAGAAAGAACCAUCCCUCCUUCGUUGAAAGCAAACUCAGUUGCUCUGAAAAAAGUAUUGUUCCAAUGUUUUUAACUACAUCAAAGAACAUAAUAUCCUGAAUGAGCCUGUCAAAUAUGGCUUUGACUAUUCUGGCUCAGAUGCUUUUCAGGAAAAACGCAUGUCAUGGACUACAACACUGGGCAUUUGUGUCCAAAACUAGCAUUUAAUGCAGCCCUCUGAUCAUGUCUGUGUUAGGGAUGGAGACUCUUACCCCACAGAAAAGAAGAAGGGUGAUGUUUUAGGCAUGUAGAUUUGGGGAUUCCAGUCUCCUCUUUUCUUGUCAACCUUCCAUUGAGGCACUGUGACUUGAACCUCUCUUGUGUUUGAAAAGGGCAUUUGGAUGCAAACUGACAUCACUUACGGGGCUCAUUAGAGGCACAUGGUUUGCACACACUCUCCUCUGUUAUUGCUGCCCCUGUGCAGGCCUGAGAGACUCUGAGAGUUGGUAGUACAAUUUAUUUUCUCUAAUCCUGGGUGUUACUGUAUUAUUCUGACUAGGAAAAUAAAUGACCAAAGGAAAGCCAGAUUAGUUUUGAUUUGUAUUCCAUGGGUGAGAUUUGUAUACACUCCUUCAUCAUUCCCUGGAGCCGAGAUAGAAGCUCUGCAAAUUCCAGAAAGGCCAGGGCAGGAUUACACAAUAUUAUCUUCAUUUGUGUUUUCAUGGGAGAAUUUAGCUGCCUAAGAACAGUAUCAAUAACACAUUUCACCUGGCCCCUUGCGAGUUUUCUGUAACUCAUUCAAGCCGCUCUUUCCAUCCCGUCCUUUUACAUUUUGUAUUUUACAACCUCAUUCAUAGAUGAGCACUUUAGUGCAGAAAUUGAAACUUGCCUUUUCCCUCCUUCCCAAGCCGAUUUUCUAGUGAGCUGGACACUUGUUCCAAUGACAGUAUUUCUGGGAUGAAGAAAAAGGAGGCAUCUGCAUUUUCAGAUGUUUAUCCAGUUGUGGAAGGAAGCGUCUACAUGGCUUUGAACAGUGGCCUCACCGCUGAAUAUGCUGCCACCUGUGCUUGAUUUUGCCUCAGGGAAUUGGCAUCUGCUGGCCUUGUUCCUACGAUUGGUGACUAGUUGAAUGCAUCUGGGCCAGAUUCUGACACCACAUAUGUAUUCACAACAUUGUUGUGGCUGAGUUAAUCCCCUGCUCCUCUUUUGGACCCUGGAAGCUGACCCUUCCUGGUUAGAGACAACACGCUACAUCUCUUUGAAAUGCAGUGUGUUGGGAAGAGAGUUGCUGCCAUAGAGAACCAAUACCAAGGCAUUAAGAUUGAGAAGAGCUGUCUUAUGCUGGAUGCUCUUAAGACAGGAGGAGAAGGCUCAUUGGUGUGCUGAUUCUGUGCCUCCCUUUUGGUAUGGUAUGGUCUUCAUAGGUCAGUUUUUCAAAGUCUGUCUGACUUCCAUCAAGCUGCUUCUGGUAAGGGUUUAGCUAGUGCUAGUACGUGUCUGCAGGAGCAAAGCUUGCUAGUCCAAUUCUGCAAGUUUUGUAAGCUUGGUGGAAGAACCAUCCCUGUACCGACCAAUUCAGUACUAGUCUGAGAUCUUGCUGCUUCUAGGGGAAGCUACUAUAAUGAGGGACAUUUUGCACUUGGAACAGGGUAGUUCAGUUUCUCCAGCAUUAUCUCUGAUUCCCAGAACUGAAGGGGAAAGCUAGAGCCUGCACAAUGUUGCUAGACUCUAUUGAGCCUUGCUUUUGAAAGCUUUGUGUUAAGUAUGAGGCAUCAUAAUUGUUUCAGUUGAACAGCAUCCUUCAAGAGUGCUGUGAAGGGUUUGGACUGUACACAAUUGUUAAUCCCUCCAUCAUUUCAGUAAUAAGGGGAAUAAUAUACUCAGACACUGUACAAAGUUUCCUUCCUGUUCUAGUGACUGCUAUGUUUUAUAAUCUUAAAAAACGACAGCCCAACCCUCUGGACCAUUCAACCCUUUUCAUCAGUUCCAGAGCUUGUAAAUAGCAUAUUUUCCUUGUUGUCAGGUUUUGUUUUAUAAAGCUAGUCACUCUGUUUAAGCUCUAUAAAGAACCAAAAAUAUUAAAGGUUGUGAGUAUUUCAGUAUUGUAGCAUUGUGGUUAAUUUUCAACAGCAUAACUAGAAAGCACAGUCUUGUUCAAUAGCAAUAAGCCUUUCAAGUUUGUUUGUUUUUACUUCAGGAUGAGCAAAAGGACAUGGUUCUGACUGUUCUCUGGACUUGCGUUCAUCACUUGCAUGUCUGAAAGGGUUUGGGUUUUAUCAUUAGAGGCUUGCUUUCAACCAGACUGGGUACCAAGAAAACCAGUUUAUGUAAUUAAAGUUCUUGCUAGACAUGUAUCCGUAAACAGCCUCUUACAAAACAUUGUAAAUGAGUCUGUAUUUGAUGGAGGGGGAGUUUGGGGCGAUGCGUGAGCACAGGCAUCCUGUCAGUACUAGAGCAGCAGAAAUGGUGAUGUACUGGCAAAGCUGCAUGAGGGAACAUCUUCCAGGCUUGUUGGGAAAGUACCAUACUGUCAGGGCAGAUGAAUUCAACCAGAUCUUCUCUUAAUAGUUGGUUCUGCGCCGUCCUGUUGAGUGUGCAUCAGAAUCAGUUUCUGCAGCUUGACAUUUGCCUCCGAUUGAAAGCAGCUCUGCACUGUGAACCUAUCUGCUAAAAUGCACCAACAGAAAUGGGUACUGUCUGUAAGGUAGAAAGCAAUGUAUUUGUCUUCAUUGGCUCUUUUCACAUGUGAGGGAUUCAAUCUGUACAGAAAUGACGUGUGGAAUUCUUCUAAAACUUCCAAGCAGAUUGUAUAGUUCACCAUUUUUGAUUGUCUUACAUGUUUCCAACUUAUUUGACAAAUAUCAGUGAUGUACAAGUACACUCGCUGGCCUCCUCUGCCUUGAAACAAAGGGAACUUGGCUUGCAAAGCUAGCUUAUCCUAUGGCUUUUGUAUAGUGUUCUGUGUCCCGCUCCAGUUUGUUGUACGAAUGGGGCAGCAUAACUUGCUAAGGCAGGAGUUAGCAUUUGCUGUUAAUGUUGCAGCUGGUCUCCUUAUUAUCCAGGCAACUGUCUUUGGUUACUUUUAUUAAAAUCUGCCCUUCUCUCCUUGGUUCUACCUCAUUAACUAAGGUAAAAUUCUUCAGGAUGGUUGUCAGGUCUCUUAUGCCUGUAGGUGUGUUGCCAUAAAACUGGAAGUUAUGUCUCAUGUUACCUAGAGCCAGCUUGCAAAAGGACUGGUUUGCAAACUUGCUGUAGAUGUUUGAUUAAUUUUGAACAACAAACCUAAAAGUAAAACCACUUGACUCCUUGCUCUUGUAGCUCUAAUGGGGCUAUUAGAGUUUUUAGUGCAAUUCUUUGCUCACCAGAAGAAGGCAGGAGUAUGAUCAGUCCUGUGCUGAAAUGCCUCUAGGAUGGAUGAUGAGAGCUCCUGAGCGUACAUUUUAGUAAAGCCAUUUUGCAUGCAUUUAUACAUUCAGGCCCUCUUUUGGAGGCUUGUGUAAGUAAUCCUUCCAGUCUGUUCCUGCUGGAUCAGCGCAGUCUGUUUGUUGCCCUUUACAGUUUGCCGACACUUUAUGUCCAGGUGUGUGAAUUCCUGUAGCAGAACUUUGCACGUACUGUGUUGUUGCCUUCAUGUAGAUGAUCAAUCAGCUUCUCAGCCUUCUGGAAUAUAGCCAGCUAUCUAUCUAGCAAUAUAUAGGAACUGGUAGCUUUGGUGUAUGAACCCAGAAGGGGUUCCCUUAUUUUACAAAUAAGGUCCAGAGAGGAGGGUUGCCAGAUAAAUACUUUUGUAUUUAAGAGCACAGAAGAGGAAGAUUGUGGUCUCUGUUCCUUUUGUACUGGAGGUGGCAACUGCUGCCUUAAAACUUCUCUUCCUCUCCUCCGCUAGAGGUUACUACUGCACUGUGCUUUUUGUUAAUAACUGAUUUUGCCCUUUCAGCUGGACAGGAGCCACCUUCUCUUUACUAGCACCUUCGUAGCCUGGAUUUGCUGCAUGAUCUGUCAGAUGUACAAGUUCAGCUACUACCCUAUGAAGGAUGGAGUAUUGCACUAGGGAUAAUGUUCAGUCCGAUGACUCCAAAGGCGGCCUUCUGUGUGGCAUGGGAAGGUGCUGCUGUCUAAAUUUGACUUGCCAUACCUGGCUUCUGUUGCAAACUGGUGAAGAGUUUUAAUGUCUGAAGUCCUGCUUGCAUCUGUUUCUCCUUACAGAUCCUGUCCCUCCACAGAGGACGAAAUAAUUUCAGUGCCCAUUUGCCUGCCUAGUGGGCUCAGAUGGUGCAGUUUUAGAAGUCUGAGAACAAUAGUACCUGCUGGGAAAGGGAACUUUAGCUAGCCAGUAUCUCACGGAAAACAACAGCAGCGACUUGCCAUUAGUCCUUGGAGUACACCUGUCUAUACACUCAGUAUGUAAUGUGGAGGUGCAAUCUGUGGGCAUAUGCUGCUCUACACCAAUGCAAAGGCCUGCUUUAUUACUCACUGUAAUUGGGUCUCUGCCAAACAUAAAUUUAAUAGGAGAGGCAAUUUUUGGUUUUCAUGGACUACUUCUGAGGGUGGAAGGAGAGCGAGAGAGACGGGCUCCAGGGAUAUGUAUUCUGCUUGUCUUACAUUUAAGUCUGAAAAGAGUCAUUCUAGUUGAGUUCAGACUUUAGUUGUAUUUGUACUAUUAUUGCAUGCUUAUCUCAGGAGCAAAAUUUUUGUUUUUUUAUACUUCAAAAAGCCUAGGUGCAAAAUGGUCUCUAUGAGAACUGCUUGAAAGGGAAGAAAUGUUGCUGUGAUCAGGGAGCACAGUUGCAACUCAAAGGAGAAUGGUUCCCAGCUGUCCCUUUUGACUUGUCUGGGACAGAUACAGCAUCACAUUUCAAAUUUCUUGUAUAUUUUUCAGUUUUGGUGCCAUUUUGUUGAGCCAAGUCAAGUUUUUGGGCAUGGGAAAUGUUAGUAUGUGUACUCAUAUACUCUGCACCCUUGGCUCCUUGGUUGUGUAUAAAGUCAUAUGUGUAUAUAAAUAAACUGCUAGACAUCUA
Sphaerodactylus townsendi is the source of this 6782-nucleotide messenger RNA. It is a transcript of the gene IP6K1, whose product is annotated as inositol hexakisphosphate kinase 1. Gene Ontology annotation, biological process: phosphatidylinositol phosphate biosynthetic process; inositol phosphate biosynthetic process. The transcript is spliced from 8 exons. The coding region runs from base 452 to 1741 and encodes 429 amino acids. Gene Ontology annotation, molecular function: inositol hexakisphosphate kinase activity. Gene Ontology annotation, cellular component: nucleus; cytoplasm. NCBI's taxonomy places the organism in Eukaryota, Metazoa, Chordata, Lepidosauria, Squamata, Sphaerodactylidae. The record is from RefSeq and is a predicted model, not a curated record.